AUGCGCCAACGCCUGCAUACGUACGUGCGUGCGUGCGUGCGUAUGCGCGCGCGCACCGCAGCUGUCCCGCCGCCGCUGCUGCUGGGGUGCCGGCACCGCGCCGCUUCGGGGCUCGGUGGGGGCGCGGGUGGCUCUAGGGAGACUACUGAAGAGCAGGAGUUGGGUUGCUCUGGGGAGGAGAACAAGCUGAGAGCUGUGGGCAGCCUCGGUGUUGGCAGAGUCACGCACACGGCACAGCCCCGCACGGCUGGAGCGCGGCAGGCGGAGCGCUGGCGCGUUUCCUCAGCCACCUACAGAAGGUGUGAUUGGUUACAGCUGGGAAAGGCGGUGUCCGUCCGUGGGGACGAGUCCCGCCUAGCGCCGGGCAGGAGCAGCCCCGAGCCCGGCUCUGCAGGGGGCGCCGCGGGCGGGAGGCGGGGCCGGGAGGAGCCCGGUGCCGUGUCCGGUGCCGUGUCCGGUGCCGUGUCCGUGUCCGGUGCCGAGUCCCGUGCCGCGCCGGGGGCGAGGGAGCGGCCCCGGGGGGAUGCACCGCCUUGCUGCGCCGCCGGUGUGAGGGAAGGGGAGCGGCCCCUUCCCCGCCAGCCCCGGGCCAUGGCGGCCCCCGGAGUCCCUGGAGAAUAUGAUGUGCUGAUUGUGUAUGCAAGUGACGCCACUGAGUGGUGUCAGUACCUCCAGAACCUCUUCCUCUUCACUCGGCAUGUUCAAAGGCAUCGGAUUCUGAGCUACCAGCUGGAAGACGACUCUGCCAUCUCCCAUGAGGAGCUGGAGCUGUUCAGCAGAAGUCGGAGUAUCAUCCUUUUGCUGUCUGCUGAGCUGGUGCAGAGUUUUUACGUUCCUCACAUCCUGCAGAGCCUUCAGGAAGCUUUAUGGCCCCCGUGCAAAGUAGUCAAGCUGUUCUGUGGUGUUACAGACUGUGAAGACUAUUUGACUUUUUUCAAGGACUGGUAUCAGUGGCAAGAACUCACAAAUGAUGAUGAGCCUGAUGCUUACCUUGCAGCUGUCGAGAAGGCUAUUUCAGAAGACUCAGGCUGUGACUCUGUGACUGAUACAGAAACAGAAGACGAGAAGAAUCCAGCUGACUCCCAGAGACUUGCCAUGAGUGAAGAACAUGAAUCAUCCAGGAGCACUGGGGACCAUCCAGUGGUGCAGCCCAACCGCAUACAAUGUGGGGUGCAGACAACAGUUUAUAUUAUCAUGAAAUGUAAACUAGAUGGUGAAAUGAAAACUGAAGUUGAAUUUUCUCCAGAGAAUGCAUCCUCUGUGCGUGUGCUGGCUGAGAUGGAGAAUGAGUACACAAUCUCUGUGAAGGCUCCAAAUUUAACCUCUGGGACUGUGCCCCUGCAGAUAUAUUCAGGGGACUUGAUGGUGGGAGAAACAAGUGUCACUUACCAUACUGACAUGGAGGAAAUCAGCAAUCUGUUGGCUAAUGCAGCCAACCCUGUACAGUUCAUGUGCCAGGCCUUUAAAAUUGUGCCAUACAGCAUAGAAGCCCUGGACAAGCUGUUGACUGAGUCACUCAAGAAGAACAUUCCUGCCAGUGGUCUACACCUGUUUGGAAUCAACCAGCUGGAAGAAGAAGAUAUGACAGCAAAUCAGAGGGAUGAGGAGUUGCCAACACUGCUUCACUUCUCUGCAAGAUACGGGCUGAAGAACCUUACUGCCUUGCUGCUUACAUGCCCUGGAGCACUGCAGGCCUACAGCGUAGCCAACAAGUAUGGCCACUAUCCAAACACCAUAGCAGAAAAGCAUGGCUUUAAGGAUCUCCGCCAAUUCAUUGAUGAAUAUGUGGAAACUGCAGAUAUGCUGAAGAGUCACAUUAAGGAAGAGCUGAUGCAAGGGGAGGAGGAUGAGUCUGUUUAUGAGUCCAUGGCUCAUCUGUCCACUGAUCUGUUAAUGAAGUGUUCCUUGAAUCCAGGCUCUGAUGAAGAGCUUUAUGAAUCCAUGGCUGGAUUUGUCCCGGGUGCCCCAGAAGAUCUUUAUGUAGAGAUGCUUCAAUCCAAACCAGACACUCCAGUUGCUGGAGAUGAAGUUUCUAUAACUACAAAAGACUCAAUGCUCCGCAAAUUUUUAGAAGGUGGUAGCAUGGAUGUGCCAGAUGCUGAGGAAGGAGGUCAUGAGCAGUAUGGUGAAGAUGUGUACUACUCAGUGGAACAAGACCCUUUUCCACAGGAAAUGGUUAACAGACCUCCAGUUCCUGUACCAAGACCAGAAUCUAGCUCUCCACAGCCAGACAAUGAGCUGUACAUCUCCAAAAUUUUUGCACAGAAGGCUCAAAGACCUGAGAAUCUUUAUGUUCCUAGAGGAAGAAUUAAGAAAGAGACAAUAGUCAGACCUGUGAGAGACCUAUCUCAGUCAAGUAUAUAUGAUCCAUUUGCUGGAAUGAAAACCCCAGGUCAGCGGCAGCUGAUUACAUUACAGGAGCAAGUGAAAAUGGGCAUCCUCACUGUGGAUGAAGCUGUACUUCAUUUUAAGGAGUGGCAACUGAACCAGAAAAAGAGAUCAGAAUCAUUCCGGUUCCAGCAGGAAAAUCUGAAACGUCUGCGAGACAGCAUAACCAGGAGGCAAAUGGAGAAACAAAAAAAAGACAAAAGUGCAGAUUUGGAAAUUACAGUACCUAUUCGACAUUCUCAUAAUACUUUGGGGAAACCAGAAUGUGCAAUAUAUGAAUACACCCCCAGGAAAAACUUUUUUCCACCAAAAAAGGAGUUAAAACGAGGAGACUGGAAAACAGAAAGCACAUCCAGCACAACAAGUAGUGCAAGUAACCGCUCCAGCACUCGGAGUAUAUUGAGUGUCAGCAGUGGGAUGGAAGGGGACAGUGAGGACAGUGAAGUCCCAGAAACGGCAAGGAGCCGCAGCCCAGUUCUUCACCAAGUAGAGAGGCUUCCUUUCCCAGAAAGGCCUCCCAGAGUGCCCCCUCGAGGUGCAAGCAGGCCUGUAAGCUGUGAAGGCUUUUAUCCUCCACCUGUGCCCCCAAGAGGUCGCUGAAUCUCUCAACAUCUGUAGAAUAUGAGAUUUUUUUUUCCUGUUUAUAUAUGUGUUUGUACAGAUUUUUUUGGGGCUGUUUUAAAUUAUUUAUAAGUGGGACCCAAAUGAUUUCAUCCCCUUCAUCCUCCCUGAAGCUCUGGUGACUUUUCCCAUGAUUUUCACUGGGACUUCUUGACAUUCUAUAACUUUGUUUGAGUUAGAAGGAUUUUGGUGCUUUGGGACUUCAAGAAAAGGUGCCAUCAUUGAGAAGAACACUGAUGUGUGUCUUGGGAGCUCUGCACCAACAUGAAGAUGCCAUUUGAUCAAGAAAGCACAUAGCACAUGUGUCCUUUUAGGAAUUAAAUUUUGAUAAGCAUUGUUACCAAACCUCUCAAAUAUCUCAGUCUACCAGGGCUUGACUGGAAAACGUGCUUAAAAAGUAGACAAAAUAAGAUGUCUGAAAAAUGCUUAUUACAGCAGGAGCAGGUGAAUGUACUACUGCCUGGCAUAACAUUUUGGAUACAGUUGCAUACAGCCUAGAAAAUGCCUUUCCUUUUCCUGUUCCCUCCUUGAAGAGGAC
This is a messenger RNA of Cinclus cinclus, 3547 nucleotides long. It is a transcript of the gene PIK3AP1, whose product is annotated as phosphoinositide-3-kinase adaptor protein 1. The transcript has 19 exons. Gene Ontology annotation, biological process: signal transduction. The coding region runs from base 1 to 2988 and encodes 995 amino acids. The record is from RefSeq and is a predicted model, not a curated record. Gene Ontology annotation, cellular component: cytosol. Lineage: Eukaryota; Metazoa; Chordata; Aves; Passeriformes; Cinclidae. Gene Ontology annotation, molecular function: signaling receptor binding; phosphatidylinositol 3-kinase regulatory subunit binding.